Sphaeramia orbicularis (orbiculate cardinalfish) is the source of this 3486-nucleotide messenger RNA. Its product is annotated as SUN domain-containing protein 2-like. The record is from RefSeq and is a predicted model, not a curated record. Bases 147 to 2906 code for a protein of 919 amino acids. NCBI's taxonomy places the organism in Eukaryota, Metazoa, Chordata, Actinopteri, Kurtiformes, Apogonidae. Gene Ontology annotation, molecular function: protein-membrane adaptor activity. The transcript has 20 exons. Gene Ontology annotation, cellular component: meiotic nuclear membrane microtubule tethering complex; nuclear envelope.
AGGAAGUGGCUCUGUAAGUAGGUCUAAGGUGAAGCUGAGCCGUCGCUGCUUCACUGUGUCUGUGUGCGUUUGUGUGUGUGUGUGUGUGUGUGCGUUGCGGUACGUGGUGGUAUGGGCGUCCACGCGUACGUCCCGGGGGUCUUGGUAUGAUCUGGUUCUGUGACGAGGACCUGGAUGUGCAGAGCUGGGGCUGGACUGACCUCUCCAGUUACUCCUCCUUGGUGUCCGACUGUGAGCAGGAGCAGCAGGUCCUCCUCCAGACCUCCAUCAUGUCCAGACGCAGCCUCCGCCUGGACGACGGCCUCCUGGACCGCGGCCUCCCUCACGCCAGCUCCUCCUUCAGCUCUGGAGGAGUCAGCUGGAGGAACAGCCGGUCAGUGUGGACGGUCAGGUCGUUGAAGCCUCGCCCCCUCUCCACCUCCUGCUCGGACUCUCUCCUGGUCCAGACUCCUCGUAAACCUCCUCCUCUCCUCAACAGCAGCGUUCACAGCGUGGUGUCGGACACCUCCCUCCUGUCAUCGCUGCUCGACGAGUCUUCCAUCCAGGAGACGACGCUGCUCGACUCAUUCUGGGGUUUGGAUCAGGAUUGUGAUCCCAAAGAAAGCACCGUCAUCGAGCAGAGCGCGGCGGUGGCCAACAGCACUCUGACCGGCUCAGACGGUCCCUGUGUCAAACAUCCCGCUCAGACUCAGACGUCCACGCUCAGGCUUUACUGUAAAGACUGUGACCUCCGACCCGACAGGAAGGAGUUGGGCUACUGCUCCUCCUCCAAAUCCACCAACCCCACCUCCACCUCCACUACGACCACCGCCGCCGCCUCCUCCUCCUCAUCCCCUUCGAAGCCCAGACCAUCAGAACCUGAGGAGGAUCUGGAACCGUCCACCACCAUCUACAGCAGAGACCGGAGCCGCAGACACAGGACAGUUCAUUCCAGUCACUGCACAGUGAUGAGUCUGAAGGAGCGGAACCCCAAGGAUCUUCCACCCGCCGGAUCUCUGUGUGACUGUAAAGACAGAGCUCAUCCACAGAUGGACACUGUCUCCUCAUCCUCAUCGACAUCCACUGUGUUGGGGCUUUUAUGGAGCGCUGCUGUGUUUACAGGUAAAAGAGCGGCCGAUGUGUUCAGGCGGCUCAGGAAACGAUGGCAUCACUUGACCAUGAACGUCCCUCUGACUCGGUCAGUUUGGUGGUCUCCUCUUGGUCUGCUCCUGUUUCUGAUCCUGCUGCUCUUCGUCUUCGGUCUGUGCUGGUUCGGUCCAGCUGCUCUACAGUCCGUUCUGUCCUUGAACAUCACGGAGCCGUGGUCGUCGUCCGCUGAACUUCCGCUCACCUCCAGCUUCACGUCCUCCCAGAGUCAGACACCAGGGGGCGCCACAGACGAGUCCACAGACCAGCCCACUGACCCUCCAGAGUCCACCGAGGUCCAGAUGUACACGGAACCGCUCAGACCUCCGCCGACCCAACCGUCCAACAGAGCCGCCCAGGAGCGUCCGUCGUCCGCGGAGGAUUCUUCCCGUCUGGUGCGUCUGGAGGAGUCUCUGUCGGCGCUGUGGGCGCGGGUGGAGGCCGGAGGUCAACGGGCCGAGCGGAGACACGCAGAGGUCCUGCAGCUGUACGCGGACCUCAGCUCUGUGAAACCCACAGACCACGUGGAGUCCUGGGUCACAGAGCUGCUGGAGCGGCAGCUGACGGAGCUCCAGACCAGACUGGACCAGGACCGGCACAUCACAGACCAGACUCGUCAGCAGGAUUUGCAGUCCCAGCGGACCCAAGUGUCUCGUCUGGACCGUCUGGAGCUGGACCUGCUCAGACUGACUCGGAGGACGGAGGAGCUGCAGCAGAGACGGGACGCUGCUCCGAAGGCGGCGCCGGCGCCGUCCGGUACGCUGCCGUCCGCCGUCAGCGCCGGCGUGGACCGUCAGUCCCAUGAUGCCUUGCUGUCUGAGGUCACGCGGUUGGAGACGGCGCUGGAGAACGUGAGGCGGGAGGUGAAGGAUCUGUCCGGGUGUGGAGACGGGUGUAGACAACUGUCCACCAUCCAGGAUGCGAUCUUGUCCCAGGUUUCCACUUGGGUCCAGGAGGAGGUGCGUGUCCUGGUCUACGGGAACCAGCUGGCGGUGGGGGGCGGGGCCGUCCCAGAAUCCCUCCUGCAGUGGUUGUCCAGCCGGUAUGUGAGCGGCGCCGACCUGCAGGAGGCGCUGUCGUCUCUGGAGCGCAGCAUCCUGAAGAACGUCAGUGUGCAGCUGGAGCACAGGCUCCACCCACAGGAGGAGGAGGAGGAGGUCCUGCAGAGGGAGGGGGCCACAGGGGGGGGCGUCACAGAGGAGGAGGUGCGUGUGAUCGUCCAGGAUGCUCUGCGGUUGUUUUCUCAGGAUAGAACUGGUCUGGCUGACUUUGCUCUGGAGUCUGGAGGGGGCAGUAUCCUCAGCACUCGCUGCUCUCAGACAUAUGAGACCAAAGCUGCUCUGCUCAGUCUGUUCGGUGUUCCUCUGUGGUAUUUCUCUCAGUCUCCCAGAGCCGCCAUCCAGCCUGACGUCCAUCCUGGGAACUGCUGGGCCUUCAGAGGGUCUACAGGGUUCCUGGUGAUCCGUCUGUCCAUGAGGAUCCGCCCCACCGCCUUCUCUCUGGAACACAUCCCUAAAAGUCUGGCUCCCAGUGGAACGCUGCGGUCCGCACCCAAGGACUUCAGCGUCUACGGGUUGGAUGAUGACACUCAGGACAGAGGGACGAUGCUGGGCUCGUUCACUUAUGACCAGGAUGGAGAGGCAGUGCAGACGUUCGUGGUCACGGAGGACGUGGACCGCUCCUUCCAGAUCAUCGAGGUCCAGGUUUUGUCCAACUGGGGUCAUGACGAGUACACGUGUCUGUACCGCUUCAGGGUCCACGGGACGCCCGCUGACCACUGACCGCUGACGGUUCCACAGCUCCGUUUACACCUGGACCAAAGAACCCAACCUGCGGGUGCCUGAGGACCUGCAGACCAACCUGGGACCAGAACCAGAACCAGAACGGCCCUGUUUACACCUGGAACCAGAACCAGGACUGACUGACCCCCUUUCUCCAGUUUGUUUUGUAUCAGUGUUUGGAUUUCUGCUGCUGCUUUUGAUCUCAUCCAUUCAGUGGAAAAUCUACAACGAAUGACUGUGAACGUCCUGUCGUGUUUCAGCUUUUAGUUCAGUAGAAGCUUCAUAACAGAGGAACCCCCCCAAACCCCCUGGUCCGUUUGGUUCUGUCAGCAGCUGCGACUGAACCGCAGUAAAAGUGUCAUGAAAGGGAAGACCGUCUGCUGCAGCCAGGAUCCACAUCUGCUCCAAAGGCUUUUAUUUGGAUGUUUCUCAGGUUCAAACAGUUUUUAUCGUCUUUAACUUAAAUCUGACCUUAACUUUUUUUUUUUGUUUUUUGUCCUGUACAUAUAUUUGUGUUUUUUGUAUGUGAUUUAAACUUUGAAAAUGUCUUAUUAAAGAUGUGAAUUCUGCGUUUUUAAAA